Molecule: messenger RNA, 2128 nt
Organism: Melampsora larici-populina 98AG31
Lineage: Eukaryota; Fungi; Basidiomycota; Pucciniomycetes; Pucciniales; Melampsoraceae
Exons: 7
Coding region: 15-1349 (444 amino acids)
Biological process (GO): protein phosphorylation; signal transduction
Cellular component (GO): cytoplasm
Molecular function (GO): ATP binding; protein serine/threonine kinase activity; protein serine/threonine/tyrosine kinase activity
Source: RefSeq, a predicted model, not a curated record
AGGGUCAAUGGUCAAUGGUCAAUAGCGCCUUGAUCGAAACAACCAAUACAAUUUUCAUCUCCAUCAUCACCUAUUGCUUCCUAGAGCUCAUCAUUCAAGCAGCAAAGCUCAUCCAUUCCGACUUCACUUCUUCAACUCCUCAUCUCAAUCAAAUCGAGUCCAUUCCUCGAAUGUCUUCUACGACUAAAAUGUCUCUCGAAGACCCAAAUGCAAUUGUCAAAGUCCUUGCUUGUGAUGGUCGAACAGGUGAACAACGCGAGAUUGGUUACACUGGUACUCAUGUAGUCGGUAAUGGUAGUUUUGGGGUCGUCUUCAGUGCUAGAUUGAUUCAAGGUAGUGUUCAUCCUUCUGGUGAAGAGGACGUAGCAAUCAAGAAAGUAUUACAAGAUAAACGUUUCAAGAAUCGAGAAUUGGCGAUCAUGAAGUUACUCACUCAUCCAAAUGUGGUCGAUCUACGAGCUUACUUCUAUUCUACUGGUGAUAAGCCUAAGAGGGAUGAAGUCUUUCUCAAUCUAGUGAUCGAAUACGUUCCCGAGACUGUCUAUCGCGCGUCUCGUCAUUACUCCAAGUUGAAGCAGGUGAUGCCAAUGCUUAACAUCAAGCUUUAUAUGUACCAACUCUUACGUUCACUCGCCUACAUUCACUCUCUUGGAAUCUGUCAUCGUGAUAUCAAACCUCAAAACUUGUUACUCAAUCCUAUGACUGGGAUUCUCAAGCUAUGUGAUUUUGGAAGUGCCAAGAUCCUUGUGGCGGGCGAGCCAAAUGUCAGUUACAUUUGUUCGAGAUACUAUCGGGCCCCAGAGUUGAUCUUUGGAGCUACAAAUUAUACUACCAAUAUCGAUAUCUGGUCUACAGGUUGUGUGAUGGCUGAGCUGAUGCUUGGUCAGCCAUUGUUUCCUGGGGAGUCUGGAAUCGAUCAACUUGUAGAGAUCAUCAAGGUACUCGGUACUCCUACCCGCGAACAAAUUAAGACUAUGAAUCCAAACUAUAUGGAACAUAAGUUUCCUCAAAUCAAAGCUCACCCUUUCCCAAAGGUCUUCCGACCUCGCACUCCUCAUGAUGCUAUCGCUCUUGUAUCGCGCCUACUCGAGUACACUCCUGCUUCUAGAUUGACAGCUAUUCAAGCGAUGUGCGAACCGUUUUUCGAUGAGCUACGAUUACCUGAUACAACACUCACCAGCGGAAAGCCUCUACCGCCUUUGUUCGAUUUCACUGCUACCGAACUAAGUGUCCAACCUGAUCUGAUUUCGAAGCUUGUGCCUUCACAUGCCGAAGCAGAAUUAAGGAGUCGAGGGAUCAAUGUUGAAAACUUUGAACCGGUUCCUUUACCGAAGUUCUCACUUGAUUGAGCGAAUCCAGCAAAGCUUCAGUUUCCCUCAAGAAUCAUCACUGAUCUCAGGUUCGAUCAUCCUUAAAACAUGAUAUACAUUUAGAAGACUGUCAAGAAGUUACUUUCUUUGUAGUGGGGAUGACGAUGCUAUCUUUGUGGGGAUUGAUUAAGGCGAUCAGAUUAUUUUAUCGUCAAUAUUUUUCCGGAAUUUCAUUCAACUUUUUUUUCCUGUUUGUUAUUUUGGGAGAGGAGGAGAGGAGUCUUUACUCCCUUGAUAUGUGAUUUGUUCAAGAUCUUUUUUUCUCUUUUUCAUGCUAUGAACUUCCUUUUUUUAUUCUAUUCAGACAGAAUCAAUAAAUCCCCUAUCCUCCUUAUUCCUUUUGAUCUUUUUUUGUCUAUUGUGUGUUUUAAUGACUGAGUAUAGUCUACAAUGAAAAACAGAAAGGUUUAAAGAAGAAGAAGAACAAGAAAUGAUUUGAUACAAUGUAUUUCUCCUUUUUCCUUUUCUCUAUAUUUUUUAUAUGAUUUUUUUCUAUCACACACACUCUCUUUCUUUCAUUUUUCUUAUCUUGUUGGAUGAAUUAUGUUUUUUUUGUGCGAUGAGAAGAGAAGAAAACAAAAGGAAGUCAAAAGGCAAAAAGGAAAGGGAAUUUUGAUGUUUAUAAAAGAGAGUGAAAGUAGGUUUUUUUUAAAUCAGUUUUUUAAAGAACAAAAAAAUCUUGGUGGUUUUCAUAAAUUGUUAUUUGAAUGUUAUAUAACACACAUGCACACAGACUUAUGAAUAUACUUAUGAAGUUU